AUGGUGCAACUAUUGUAUAUCGUGUCUAGUUUACACGUUCUCUUAUGUCCUUUCACCAAAGUCGAGGAAAGCUUUAAUAUUCAAUCGUUUCACGAUAUUCUAUAUCAUCGCUUUAACCUAUCUGAGUACGACCACAAUGAGUUCCCGGGUGUCGUACCGCGAACGUUUAUCGGGUCACUCGUUAUUUCAGCAUUAUCGUCACCUGUUGUUGCGGUGUUACAUUUAUGUGUACGAUUAACUUUAGCGCUCACAGUGAUAGCAUCAUGGAGCCGCCUCAGAAAUACCCUUCAAAAGGUUUAUGGCGGCACAUUUGCUUGGUGGUUUACUAUUAUCACUGUAUCCCAAUACCACUUUAUGUUUUAUAUGAGCCGUCCAUUACCUAAUAUAAUGGCUCUACCACUAGUUUUACUAGCAUUCAAUGGAUGGUUAGCAGGGAAGCAAAAAGAAUUUAUCAUAUCAGCUGGUGCAGCUAUAGUAAUAUUUAGAUCAGAGCUUGCCUUGUUAUUUGGUUUACUUCUCAUUAUUGAUCUAUAUUUUAAGAAAUUUGAGUUUAUUGCGCUCAUAAAAGUGUUGAUUCCGGCAGGUAUCUGUUUAGUGCUUUUGACAGUACUCAUAGAUUCAAUGUUUUGGGGUAGAUUAAUUUGGCCUGAGGCCGAGGUAUUCUGGUUUAAUACAGUACUGAAUAAAAGCUCAGAAUGGGGUACUUCGCCAUUCCUAUGGUACUUUUAUUCAGCUCUACCACGAGGUCUCGGUCCAAGUAUCUUAUUGAUACCAGUGGGAGUAUAUAUGGAUAAACGAGUGGUACCCAUUGUAGCUGUGUCUCUUGUGUACAUAUUGUUGUUUUCAUUUCUGCCCCAUAAAGAACUUAGAUUUAUAAUAUACGUCUUUCCAUUGCUCAAUGUGUCUUCAGCGAUUACAUGUUCUUAUGUAUAUAUUAGACGGAGUAAAGCACCAGCGUUUGAGAUAAUGUUCUGGGUUUUAGUCGUAAUCAUUGUAUGUAAUCUAGUAUUUACGACGACUUUAGUCUUAGUAGCUAUGACCAAUUAUCCAGGAGGCGUCGCUAUGACUCGAUUUCAUAAGUUACUAAAAAACGAGCCUUAUGUACACGUGCACAUUAGCAAUUUAGCAGCUCAAACUGGCGUUACUAGGUUCACACAAAUUCACGAUCACUGGCAUUAUAGCAAAAACGAAUCCCUCGACACCAAUCAGCUGCAAGCCUAUACUCACCUUCUUGUAGAAGCAAAGAGUAAAUAUUCACCGAGCGUAAAAGCUUUUGCACAAACGCAUACAGUUCUGGAUAGUGUAGAAUCAUUUUCUCAUAUCACUAUGAAUUACAGACUUCUACCUCCGGUAAAAAUAAAAACGAAACAGUCAAUAUUUAUAUUAGAAAGGAAAAACUUUAGAGAGGUACCUUAUUCAUAUGUAGGUGUAAGUGAAAGUUCCUCUCAAGAAAUAUUAAACGAAGUAGAAUCAGAAGAAGUACAAAUAAAUGUAGUCACUUAUGACAAUAAUAUUGAUAAGUCGGAGGAGGAUCUAAGUUUAAAAGACAAUAUUUUAGAAACAACGAAUGAUAAUCCUACUGAAAAUGUAUCUCAGGAAAGCAGCGUCACUUACGUAGAUGAUGAGGAAACCGAGGCAUUUCGAAGGGAAAUAGAGGAAUCCAUAUCGCAAAUAGAACCCGAAAAGGACAUAGUUGCACCAAAAGUACUUAAUCGAACCGAACGCAAACGAAAGGCCAUUGAGAAGAUAAAAUCGGAAACACGAAAGGAAGUCGUGGCUUCCGCAAAAGAAAAAUUAAAGGAAAUAAUGAGACGUCAUAAACAUGUCGCUAAGGAGUUAUCUGAGAACGAUGUAACAAUAAAGGAAAUCGAAGUUGAUAGUCGCGGUGAUAUUCCAGAAACUGUAGAACCUAACAUUUUAAAAGAACCUGAUUCUAUGCCCGCGCCAAUCAUUCCAGUUAUUAUGGACGAUAUUUCAGAAGUAACUGCAGAUGAAAACAUUAACAAAAUUGAUGAAAACCAAACGGGUGAUAUUCAGAAAGAAAAUGAUAUAAAAAGUAGAACGGACGAAAAUAUUGAUUCUAUCGUUGAAGAAGUUAUAGCGAGAUUGAUAGAUAGAAAGAUUUAUGAUGACAAAACGAAACCAGAAGAUAUAAAGAUGGAAGACAGAAAGGUUAUCCAAAAGAUCGUUGAGGAGAUUCUCUCUGAAAGAGUGAAUUACAAAUCUGAUAACAAUACUAGAUGA
Messenger RNA from Leptosia nina, 2244 nucleotides. NCBI's taxonomy places the organism in Eukaryota, Metazoa, Arthropoda, Insecta, Lepidoptera, Pieridae. The record is from the annotation of a GenBank genome assembly.